This is a messenger RNA of Fraxinus pennsylvanica, 1158 nucleotides long. The record is from the annotation of a GenBank genome assembly. Lineage: Eukaryota; Viridiplantae; Streptophyta; Magnoliopsida; Lamiales; Oleaceae.
AUGGGUUCGAUGCGGCUAGAUCUGAGUGGCAGGAUUUAUCCAGAACCGAUCGAUCACUUCGACAGGCUACCGGAUUCUCUUGUUCUCUUGAUCUUUAAUAGAAUUGGAGAUGUCAAGACUUUGGGCCGAUGCGGCGUCGUUUCUAGGCGAUUCCACUCGCUUGUUCCCCAGGUCGAUAAUGUCAUCGUCCGUGUUGAUUGCGUCAUCUCCGAUGAAGAUCCUGCAUCCUCCGCUGCUUCCUCGUCUGGCUCCUCUGCCGCCGAUAAGUCCCGCAACCCUGCCUCUUCUCUUUUUCGCUUCCUCUUCUCUGGUCUCUUUAAGCCGCUUCAGUCUUUAACCCAGCUUAUUACUUCUCCACCCCGCCGCCACUCACUUUCAUCAAAUUCGGAAGAUUUGAACCUUACUUCCAACCUGAACGGCGUGACUCACCAUUCCCCUACCCAGGUCUUAAAGAAUUUUAACGAAAUUAAGCUUCUCAGAAUUGAAUUACCUAGCGGGGAGCUUGGCAUUGAUGAAGGCACUUUGCUCAAGUGGAAGGCGGAUUUUGGGUCCACACUGGAUAAUUGCGUCAUUCUUGGAGCCUCCAGUGUAAGUCAGACUGCAAAAAGUUUCGAAUUUUCUGGUGCUUGUACUGUUAAUAAUGAUACUAACGGGAAUAAUAAUGGAGCUGAAAAUGAUAAUGGGAGCAUACCUGAAACAUUUUACACAAAUGGGGGCUUGAAAUUACGCGUGGUGUGGACAAUAAGCUCCUUGAUUGCAGCCUCUGCUAGGCAUUAUCUGCUUCAACCAAUUAUAGCAGAGCACGAGACGCUGAAGACCUUGGUUUUGACAGAUGCAGAUGAGCAGGGAGUGUUGUCUAUGAAUGAAGAGCAGUUGGAGGAGCUGAGGGUGAAACCUCUAUCGGUCUCCUCGGCUUCCAAGAGGACUCUGGUUCCAGCUCUGAACAUGCGGUUGUGGUAUGCUUCCCAUUUGGAAUUGCCCAAUGGGAUGGUACUGAAAGGAGCGACUUUAGUUGCCAUCAGGCCUAGUGAGCAGCUGAAGGAGGUGGUGGGCUCGGAAGGGAACUGGAUUGUGUCGGCUUUUGAGGAGCCGUUUGGGACAGCUGCGAGGAUGUUGGUGAAGAGGAGGACUUAUUGUCUGGAAAUGAACUCGUUCUGA